AUGUAUAUAUUUAACUGCGGAUCUAUAGAUCACCCAGGUACUUUACUUCUUCUUUAUUUUUAAUUGAUUUAGCUGGGCAAGUGUAUUCCGUUGAUUUGCAUCCAAGUGGACGAUUGUUGGCGACUGCAGGCUUUAACGAAAAGGGGAAGGGAUGUUUGAUAGUUUGGGAUUUGAGUUCCUUGAUUGGAAACUCCAGCUAUUUGGCAAAAGGUAAUGAAACGGUGUUUGUUAUUAUUAUCGUUAUUUUUAGGGAUAAAAUCCGAGAAAACAGCAGAGAAGGCAACGUCUAAACGACUGAAACUCGAUGAAAAGAGUCAUUUAAGUAGGUUACUCCAAGUACAAUGGAUUCUGAUUUUAGAAAGACAAAAUUGUGUCCGCUGGAGUCGGAUAGACGAUGGGCGAUACCUUGUCCUAACUGGAGAUAAUCCAAUUGUUCAUCUUUAUGAACCAUUGUACGAUAUGGAGAACAAUUCAUUCGAACUUCGAGAUGCUUGUCAAUUGGUUGGGCAUAAGAUGGAAGUUAUGCACGCGGAAUUCAAUCGCGAUGGAAAACUUUUGGCAACUUGUUCAUUAGACACAUCAAUUAUUGUCUGGAAUAUGAGAGACCUCUCCAAACCCAUGAGGAUACUAACGGCAGAAGAUGGCGGGCAUACGGAUAUGGUCAGGGGGUUAGUUUGGGAUCCAUUGGAGAGGUUUUUGAUCACUCAAUCGUCUGAUCAGACCAUUAAAGUCUGGAGGGUUGGAAAUUGGGAAUGUGAGCAGACAAUAAAAGGAUUUGCUAACGUAAGUGUAAUAGGUUAAAUUAUAAUAAACGCUUUCAGCCUUCUAAAUUCUAUUCGCGAUUAGAUUGGACAGCGGACGGAUCGAUGUUAGUGGCACCUUGUAGUAGUAACACUGGAUUCAACACUGCCAAGAUCGUUUUGAGGAAGCAGUGGAUGCCUGAACUGGAUUUAGUCGGAUUUGAAGGGACGACUUCUUGUGUGGUAAGUCCGUUCUUCUUUGUUUUAUAGACAAGAUGGUUUCUAAUAUCGAUGAUUUUGAAAAAGAUUAGUUUUAGCGUGGAUCUGCUCGUUGCUCGUAUAUAGACAUGGAUGGGAAGACAGUAGUUGGUUCGUUGGUUGCAGUUGGAUCUUCCGAUCGAUCAGUUAGCGUCUGGAUGUUGCCCAUAUAUCAACGUCCUAUUUGUGUGAUCCAGGAGAUUCUCCCAGAAGAAAUCUUGGACCUUUCUUGGAAUGACGAAAAACUUAUUGUUUGCGGAAUCAACGGUUCAAUAAGAUGCUUGGUAUUUGAAGAGUCAGAAACUGGCAGGUUCCUCAGUGAUAGAGAAAUGGUAAGCAUUGGGCGUUAUUUGUAACAUAGUUAUUUUAGGCAUUACAAUACAGCAAGACGUUUUCCUAUAUCCCCUCGAUCUACAGAUCGUCUCAUGAAGAUGCAGAGAAUUAUAAUAUCACAUUACCAUCUGAUGUGAAAGAUAUUUGGGAGCAAUUUGAGGAUGUAACAGGUAAAUUUUUCCGAGUUUCUUUUGAAAAAAAGGAUGAAUUUUAUCUAAAGUAAGGUAUAUUAGACGAAAUGGUUGAAAGGUCAAAGGAGUGUACCCUGCAUCUACUCCCCCACAAUCUCACACGUUCCUGUCAACAAUGUUUGGCCACAAUCAAAACAAAGAGAGAGCGAUUCCCAUCUCCGGAAGUCGAAGUUAUUGGAAAUUAG
This is a messenger RNA of Bursaphelenchus xylophilus (pine wood nematode), 1707 nucleotides long. The record is from the annotation of a GenBank genome assembly. NCBI's taxonomy places the organism in Eukaryota, Metazoa, Nematoda, Chromadorea, Rhabditida, Aphelenchoididae.